GAAACCUAAAUAUUAACACUGUUGAAAGUGUGUGCCUUCUUUUGAUAGAAGAGGUAUUUUAGUACAUUAUUCGUAUAUAUUCAUUGAUGACAUCCAUGAAACAACGAGCCGGUGGUAUGCCGAAACAGCCCGGGUUGGCGAGGCAUGACAGCGCUGUGCUGGAUCUAGCCUUUGCAUUAGACUGUACAGCUAGUAUGGGUAGCUACAUAGAGACAGCCCGCAGAAACAUAAAGAACAUUGUAGAGGCGAUCGUGUCGAGUGAGAAGAGUGACGUUAAACUGGCCCUGGUGGAGUACCGGGACCAUCCACCACAAGAUGUCACGUUUGUUACACGUGCUCACAACUUCACCAGCUCCGUCUCUAGUGUGAGGAAGUGGCUGGAGGGAUGUAAGGCUCAGGGAGGUGGAGACACACCCGAGGCUGUGACGGACGCCCUUCAUGAUAUACUCAAACUUUCCUGGAGAGAAACAUCUACAAAAAUAUGUGUGCUGAUAUCCGACGCCCCGCCACAUGGUUUACAUUCCCAAGGGGACACCUUUCCAGAUGGUUGUCCAGCAGGACUAGACCCUAUGGCGAUCGUUCGCCAGAUGGCUGAGAAAGGGAUUACGUUGUAUUGCGUUGGUUGUGAACCAGCUAUCAUUCCAUAUAAGGAAUUCUUUACGGCCAUCGCAUUUCUGACUGGCGGGCAAUACGUGCCACUUCGCGGAGCUAAAGCCUUAACUCAGAUUAUUGUAGGCGGUGCCCAGGAAGAAAUGUCUCUGGAGAGGUGGAUGGCUGAGGUUGACCGAGAAGUGCAGCAAGAAACAAAAGAUGGUCAUGAAGUGGAUGAGAAAGCUGUGUCAAAGAAGAUUGCUGCAAAAUUAAAAGUGAAAGGAGCUCGGAGUAAAACUUUGAUGCGAAACAAUACUGUUCUUAAGGAGGCAUCUAUGUUUUCCAAAGUAUUAUCGAAGUGUAAAAGUAUGGCACAAAUCAAGGGUAAAUUCAUGCUCGCAGCAUUGCCGUCAUUUGGUGGAUCAAAGAAGAAAUCAGUGCACAAAGGUAGGAAGAAGACUAGUACGAAGAAAGGCCGUCCGGUAAAAAAGGGAAGGAAAGGAAAAACGACAUGUUGCCGUAAACGAAAACUGGCUGGGACAACUGAAACGAAGGAGGAAGAUUAUACAACUGUGGAGAGCGCAAUAUCUCAUUCCCAGAUUUUAAGGAUGGUCAGGAAGUCAAAAGCUAGGGGCAAGAAAAAAUGACAUUUUUGGCGGUGAGCAAGCACUGAUUAAACUUAUAACUUACAAUAACUUUGGGUAUACAAUGACAUGUAAUCUUUUACAAACAUAAAUUUCGUUAAAGUUUUUGCAAAUUUAUUUAAUCAGUUUUUCUGUCUCGGAUAUUAGCACGCACGUGUCUAAAUGCAGGUGAGUAGGGAACUAGUUUACUGAGAGAAGAUUCGGUCAGGGAAUGUGAUUAAAAUUAGUAAUGUAAACAAUAGUUACAAAUAACUUCACCAAUAACUGUACACCGAUAAGAUGAACGUCUGCCUAUUUCCCUGUAACUACACCAAGAACUGUAUACUAGUAACAUAAACAUCUAGUUACUUAAUCCCAUGUUACUACACCAAUAAAUGUAUACUUGUAAGAUGUGUCUAGUUACUUCCCUGUUACUACACCAAUAAAUGUAUACUUGUAAGAUGUAUCUAGUUACUUCCCUGUUACUACACCAAUAAAUGUAUACUUGUAAGAUGUGUCUAGUUACUUCACUGUUACUACACCAAUAAAUGUAUACUUGUAAGAUGUAUCUAGUUACUUCCCAUGUUACUACACCAAUAAAUGUAUACUUGUAAGAUGUCUCUAGUUACUUCCCUGUUACUACACCAAUAAAUGUAUACUAGUAACAUAAACAUCUAGUUACUUCCCUGUUACUACACCAAUAAAUGUAUACUUGUAAGAUGUAUCUAGUUACUUCCCUGUUACUACACCAAUAAAUGUAUACUUGUAACAUAAACAUCUAGUUACUUCCCUGUUACUACACCAAUAAAUGUAUACUUGUAAGAUGUAUCUAGUUACUUCACUGUUACUACUCCAAUAAAUGUAUACUUGUAAGAUGUGUCUAGUUACUUCACUGUUACUACACCAAUAAAUGUAUACUAGUAACAUAAACAUCUAGUUACUUCCCUGUUACUAUACCAAUAAAUGUAUACUUGUAAGAUGUAUCUAGUUACUUCCCUGUUACUACACCAAUAAAUGUAUACUAGUAAGAUAAACAUCUAGUUACUUCCCUGUUACUACACCAAUAAAUGUAUACUAGUAAGAUAAACAUCUAGUUACUUCCCUGUUACUACACAAAUAAAUGUAUACUAGUAACAUAAACAUCUAGUUACUUACUCCCAUGUUACUACACCAAUAAAUGUAUACUUGUAAGAUGUAUCUAGUUACUUCACUGUUACUACACUAAUAAAUGUAUACUUGUAAGAUGUAUCUAGUUACUUCACUGUUACUACACCAAUAAAUGUAUACUUGUAAGAUGUAUCUAGUUACUUCACUGUUACUACACCAAUAACCAUAUACUAGUAACAUAAACAUCUAGUUACUUCCCUGUUACUACACUAAUAAAUGUAUACUUGUAAGAUGUGUCUAGUUUCUUCACUGUUACUACACUAAUAAAUGUAUACUUGUAAGAUGUAUCUAGUUACUUCACUGUUACUAUACUAAUAAAUGUAUACUUGUAAGAUGUGUCUAGUUACUUCACUGUUACUACACCAAUAAAUGUAUACUUGUAAGAUAAACAUCUAGUUACUUCACUGUUACUACACUAAUAAAUGGAUACUUGUAAGAUGGAUCUAGUUACUUCACUGUUACUACACCAAUAAAUGUAUACUUGUAAGAUGUAUCUAGUUACUUCACUGUUACUACACCAAUAAAUGUAUACUUGUAAGAUGUAUCUAGUUACUUCACUGUUACUACACCAAUAAAUGUAUACUUGUAAGAUGUGUGUAGUUACUUCCCUGUUACUACACCAAUAAAUGUAUACUAGUAAGAUGUAUCUAGUUACUUCCCUGUUACUACACCAAUAAAUGUAUACUAGUAAGAUGUAUCUUGUUACUUCCCAUGUUGCUACACCAAUAAAUGUAUACUAGUAACAUAAACAUCUAGUUACUUCCCUGUUACUACACCAAUAAAUGUAUACUAGUAAGAUGUAUCUAGUUACUCCCAUGUUGCUACACCAAUAAAUGUAUACUUGUAAGAUGUAUCUAGUUACUUCACUGUUACUACACCAAUAAAUGUAUACUUGUAAGAUGUAUGUAGUUACUUCCCUGUUACUACACCAAUAAAUGUAUACUAGUAACAUAAACAUAUAGUUACUUCUCCGUUACUACACCAAUAAAUGUAUACUUGUAAGAUGUAUCCAGUUACUUCACUGUUACUACACCAAUAAAUGUAUACUUGUAAGAUGUGUCUAGUUACUUCACUGUUACUACACCAAUAAAUGUAUACUAGUAAGAUGUAUGUAGUUACUUCCCUGUUACUACACCAAUAAAUGUAUACUAGUAAGAUGUAUCUAGUUACUUCCCAUGUUACUACACUAAUAAAUGGAUACUUGUAAGAUGUACCUAGUUACUUCACUGUUACUACACCAAUAAAUGUAUACUUGUAAGAUGUAUCUAGUUACUUCACUGUUACUACACCAAUAAAUGUAUACUUGUAAGAUGUAUGUAGUUACUUCCCUGUUACUACACCAAUAAAUGUAUACUAGUAAGAUGUGUCUAGUUACUUCCCUGUUACUACACCAAUAAAUGUAUACUGGUAAGAUGUAUCUAGUUACUUCACUGUUACUACACCAAUAAAUGUAUACUUGUAAGAUGUAUCUAGUUACUUCACUGUUACUACACCAAUAAAUGUAUACUUGUAAGAUGUGUCUAGUUACUUCCCUGUUACUACACCAAUAAAUGUAUACUAGUAAGAUGUAUCUAGUUACUUCACUGUUACUACACCAAUAAAUGUAUACUAGUAACAUAAACAUCUAGUUACUUCCUUGUUACUACACCAAUAAAUGUAUACUAGUAAGAUGUGUCUAGUAACUCCCAUGUUGCUACACCAAUAAAUGUAUACUUGUAAGAUGUAUCUAGUUACUUCACUGUUACAACACCAAUAAAUGUAUACUAGUAACAUAAACAUCUAGUUACUUCCCUGUUACUACACCAAUAAAUGUAUACUAGUAAGAUGUAUCUAGUUACUUCACUGUUACUACACCAAUAAAUGUAUACUAGUAAGAUGUAUGUAGUUACUCCCAUGUUGCUACACCAAUAAAUGUAUACUUGUAAGAUGUAUGUAGUUACUUCCCUGUUACUACACCAAUAAAUGUAUACUAGUAACAUAAACAUCUAGUUACUUCUCUGUUACUACACCAAUAAAUUUAUACUUGUAAGAUGUAUCUAGUUACUUCCCUGUUACUACACCAAUAAAUGUAUACUUGUAAGAUGUAUCCAGUUACUUCACUGUUACUACACCAAUAAAUGUAUACUUGUAAGAUGUGUCUAGUUACUUCACUGUUACUACACCAAUAAAUGUAUACUAGUAAGAUGUAUGUAGUUACUUCACUGUCAUUACACUAAUAAAUGGAUACUUGUAAGAUAUAUCUAGUUACUUCACUGUUACUACACCAAUAAAUGUAUACUUGUAAGAUGUAUCUAGUUACUUCACUGAUACUACACCAAUAAAUGUAUACUUGUAAGAUAAACGUCUAGUUACUUCACUGUUACUACACCAAUAAAUGUAUACUUGUAAGAUGUAUGUAGUUACUUCACUGUUACUACACUAAUAAAUAUAUACUUGUAAGAUAUAUCUAGUUACUUCACUGUUACUACACCAAUAAAUGUAUACUAGUAAGAUGGAUCUAGUUACUUCACUGUUACUACACUAAUAAAUGGAUACUUGUAAGAUAUAUCUAGUUACUUCACUGUUACUACACUAAUAAAUGUAUACUUUUAAGAUUAUCUAGUUACUUCCCUGUUACUACACCAAUAAAUGUAUACUUGUAAGAUGUAUCUAGUUACUUCACUGUUACUACACCAAUAAAUGUAUACUUGUAAGAUUAUCUAGUUACUUCCCUGUUACUACACCAAUAAAUGUAUACUUGUAAGAUGUAUCUAGUUACUUCACUGUUACUACACCAAUAAAUGUAUACUAGUAAGAUGUAUGUAGUUACUUCACUGUUACUACACUAAUAAAUGGAUACUUGUAAGAUAUAUCUAGUUACUUCACUGUUACUACACCAAUAAAUGUAUACUUGUAAGAUGUAUCUAGUUACUUCACUGUUACUACACUAAUAAAUAUAUACUUGUAAGAUGUAUCUAGUUAAUUCCCUGUUACUACACCAAUAAAUGUAUACUUGUAAGAUGUAUCUAGUUACUUCUCUGUUACUACACCAAUAAAUGUAUACUAGUAAGAUGUGUCUAGUUACUUCUCUGUUACUACACCAAUAAAUGUAUACUAGUAAGAUGUAUCUAGUUACUUCACUGUUACUACACCAAUAAAUGGAUACUUGUAAGAUGUAUCUAGUUACUUCACUGUUACUACACCAAUAAAUGUAUACUAGUAACAUAAACAUCUAGUUACUUCACUGUUACUACACUAAUAAAUAUAUACUUGUAAGAUGUAUCUAGUUAAUUCCCUGUUACUACACAAAUAAAUGUAUACUUGUAAGAUGUAUCUAGUUACUUCACUGUUACUACACUAAUAAAUGUAUACUUGUAAGAUGUAUCCAGUUACUUCACUGUUACUACACUAAUAAAUGUAUACUUGUAA
Molecule: messenger RNA, 5789 nt
Organism: Pecten maximus
Lineage: Eukaryota; Metazoa; Mollusca; Bivalvia; Pectinida; Pectinidae
Exons: 1
Coding region: 87-1238 (383 amino acids)
Biological process (GO): peptidyl-threonine phosphorylation
Cellular component (GO): cytoplasm
Molecular function (GO): protein serine/threonine kinase activity
Source: RefSeq, a predicted model, not a curated record